UUAUAUUGACUUAGAUGAUGGAUUCUGGUGAUGAAUAUCACUUUCGACCUUAUAGGAAGUAUCAGGGAUUAGCAGUGGUGAUUGUAAACUUUACAAAGGAGAGAAGUGGCUCCAAAGAGGACAUCACAAAACUUAGGGAAACGUUUGAAAUACUGGGAUUUAAAGUAAAAAUCUAUAAAGAUCUCACCAAAGAAAAGUUUGACAAAAAAGUAAAUAAAUAUUCUAAAGGUGAUAAACUAAAAGAUUAUGAUAGCUUUGUGUUUGCAAUCAGUACACAUGGGUGUGAGCAAGAGAAGGUUGAGAAUAAUAUCGUAGUCCACCAUCACGCUCUGCUAAUGAAUGACCUCCAGUACUAUUAUACCGCCACAGUUCUUGAGAAGUUUAAGAAAUGUGAAGCACUGGAAGAAAAACCCAAGAUUUUCUUCAUCCAAGCUUGUAGAAUUCCUAUAAGUAUGUCAUCUGAAAUAUACCGGGCUCAGGGAAUUGGAUUCGAUAAAGGUGUCUGUUUACAAAAAUUGAGUCAGGAGGAACCAUCCAAAAAGAAAAGAAAACUUGACAAGACAGAUCAUGAAGUUUUAGAUUCUGAUCCAAAGAUUUUAUCAGAGGUGGGAGAAGAUGCUGCUGAUACUGCAAUGGAAUCUUUUUCUGAUGACUGCGAGAUGGGGGAUAGCCAGAGUAAUUCCGAAGAUGUUUUAUCAACAGCAACAAAAAUUGGGAAAUUAAGUGAUGAUCCAGACGCUCCUCGUGCUAUUCGAUAUCAACCAUCACAGGCUCUACUCCACAUUACAGCAGUUCCUUGUCACAAUGAUAUGCUGAUCAUGUUUGCUUCUCCUGAAGGAAAAUAUGCUUUUAGAAAUCAAGUCAUGGGCAGCUUCAUGUGGAUAUAUUUACACGAUUCCGUAAAAACUGAGUACGGUGAAGGUCAGCUUUUAAGCAAUAGAACCAACUUCCUGUAUAUACUAAACGAUGUUGCAGCCAAGAUGUCCUCCACUGUUUUCUGUGAUGGGAAGUACAAAAAUGUCACAUGUAUUGUCCACAAACUCUCCAAAGAUAUCAUCUUUUCAAAAGGAGAAAAAAUGUGA
Messenger RNA from Saccostrea echinata, 1082 nucleotides. Its product is annotated as caspase-1-like. Gene Ontology annotation, molecular function: cysteine-type endopeptidase activity. NCBI's taxonomy places the organism in Eukaryota, Metazoa, Mollusca, Bivalvia, Ostreida, Ostreidae. The transcript has 6 exons. Gene Ontology annotation, biological process: proteolysis. The record is from RefSeq and is a predicted model, not a curated record. The coding region runs from base 15 to 1082 and encodes 355 amino acids.